Messenger RNA from Clarias gariepinus (North African catfish), 1718 nucleotides. RefSeq names its product C-type lectin domain family 10 member A-like. Bases 72 to 947 code for a protein of 291 amino acids. The record is from RefSeq and is a predicted model, not a curated record. The transcript has 9 exons. NCBI's taxonomy places the organism in Eukaryota, Metazoa, Chordata, Actinopteri, Siluriformes, Clariidae.
GUAAGGAGCAGCUCCGAUUCCUGCAUUUGGUCACAUCACUGUGUUCAAGCUUCAUCAGAAAGAUCGACAACAUGAGUCUGACUAAUGAGUUUCAGAGGAUGGUGAUGGAGGAACCAGACGAAAGCAGCGGCACAGUAAAAAAAUCAGGUGACAGGAAACUGAAGCUCCUUGUGCUGAUAUUGGCCGUCACGCUGCUCAUCAUGAUGGUUAUGAGUUUUGCUGUGUUUUAUUAUCAGCAGAGAAGAUUAGCAGAUCAGGAAAUCUGGUAUCAGAACUGUUCUCUACACUCAGGCGUCCAGACAAAGAGAUUAUCUGAUAUUGAGUCUCUGAUCAGUAACUUUAGCUCCUCAUGCAGCUCAGUUUUAACCAAACUGGAGACCAAACUGCAGGACUUGGACUCUCAAAAAAACACACUGUCAGAAAUAAAAACUUCUGUUUCUCAACUCACUUCUUCUGUAAACUCUCUGUCCUCCAAAUUACAGAAUACAGACGGUCGAGUGAUGAAGCUGCUGUUGGAUCUGAGUGACUUAAAGACUAAACUGGAAAACAGCACUAAAACCAUUCCUCACUGUAAAUCUGGAUGGAUUCGGUUUCAGUCCAAGUGCUACUUUUUCUCAGAAGACCUUGUAACCUGGGAUGAAGCCCGAAAUUCCUGCAGGAGUGAAAACAGCAUGCUGGUCAAAGUGGAAACAGACGAGGAACUGACUUUUUUGACUGUAAAUCUGAUUGACUACUGGAUCGGACUGACAGACGAAACCACAGGAGAGUGGAGAUGGGAUGAUGGAUCACCUUUUGUCAGGAAUUCACAUUGGUGGGGUGAAGGUCAGCCAGACAACUGGGACGGGCACGGUUUAGGAGGAGGGGAAGACUGUGGACACCUGAGAGAUUCUGGAGAGCUGAAUGACCUUCACUGUUCUGAAAAAAUGAAGUACAUUUGUCAGAUGUAAAUAAAGGCCUUUUAUAUGUUUCAAUUAAAAUGAGAUAUUUUUAAAAUUACUUCAGGGGAAACUUGGAUUGAGAGCAUAAUUCGUUCUGGAAGGUUGCUUAUAUAUCAAAAUACUCAUAUGUCAAAGUGAAUUUCCCCCAUACGAAAUAAUGGAAACCCAGAUGAUUCAUUUUACAACCAUAUAAUCAAAAUAUGUAUAUAAAAAUAGUUAAUAUAAAGUAAAAGUAAAACAAAUUAACAUGCACUUUACACCUUAAAAAGACACAGAGAGAGAGAGAGCGAAACACACACCCCUGAAAUCACUUAUCUAAACAGAUUCAUCUCCCGCACUAUUACUGAGUUACGUUUUUUUCCUCUGGACGUUAUUGCUGCAGUACAGUUACUUAAGAACAGUCACUGUAUUUGGACAAAAAAAAGCUAUAUGUGCACACACACGCAGUCAAAUUAUACCUACAUGCGGAUGUUGACUAUACGAGUGAUGCACUGUGGAAGACGAUUACCCACAAUCCCACAGCACGAGAAAGAAGAAUCAUUGGCUCAGUUAUGUUCACAUGAUGCUUAGCAGACAAAGCGUAUACAUACAAUAAGACUUCACUCCAUUAACAAAUUAAAAGUUAUUUUAAAAAUGUGCUUGUUUUGCAAAAACACUCACAGACUGAGGUACUCGCAAUCCAAGGUUUCACUGUUUUAACGUUAUCUUCUUGUUCAUCUAUACAUUUUUACAAACUUGUCUUCACAGAAUACAGCAAAAUAAAAUUACAAGAUAAUCUUA